Messenger RNA from Pundamilia nyererei, 4436 nucleotides. It is a transcript of the gene fmn1, whose product is annotated as formin 1. The record is from RefSeq and is a predicted model, not a curated record. The coding region runs from base 117 to 4082 and encodes 1321 amino acids. Lineage: Eukaryota; Metazoa; Chordata; Actinopteri; Cichliformes; Cichlidae. Gene Ontology annotation, molecular function: actin filament binding; microtubule binding. Gene Ontology annotation, biological process: cortical actin cytoskeleton organization; actin nucleation. Gene Ontology annotation, cellular component: actin filament; cytoskeleton; cytoplasm. The transcript is spliced from 19 exons.
UAAGUGCAGCUGAGUGCAACAGAGGGGUGACCUGGUGCUUCAAGGAGAGACACUACUGUUCGCUAUGACAGGCCCAGUGGUUGGUCACUGAUCGUCUGUGAUAAUUAAAUAAAACCAUGCAGAGGACUUAUAGUAACUUACACUUCUAUAGACCCAUCAAAGAGAGGAGCUGCGUGAGUCCAUCCCUCUCCCCUUGCAGGAGUCUAUCGUCCCCCUCCAAAACCCUCGCCAGCUUCCAACAAAAACUGUUUUCUAAGCGCUGGGAGGAGGGUCCAGCUGAAACAGCAAUGCUUGGCCAUGCAGACAAAUCUGGCCUCGCAGACUUUAAAGAAACCCUCAGAGCAUUGGAUGACUCAUCUGAGAGCUGCUGGCUUACAGAAUUGUUACCGUUGUGUUCAGAUUGCCAGGCUUUCAUGAGCAUGGGCAACCAACUGGGAACCAAACCUAAGCCAAAUUGUCACAGUUACACAGAAACUUGGGAUGCUUUAUCAAACUCCCCCAGAGUCCAGAUAUCUUGGAAGAGAAGAAGAAGAGCCGAAGGGCAUGUUUACACCAGUGACCUUCAGGAUAACCUCAAGAUGGUGUCCGGGACUCCAUGGGCACCUCUGAAGGCAAGGAGACUGAGGAAGCUCCAGAGGUUGAGGUCUUCUUCCUUUGAGGAGUGGGAUUUUGAAGAAGAGAGACCUAUCAUUUGCACUCCCACAGUAAGAAGGAAGAAAAUUAUUAGGAGAGAAAGAGAUGAUAUAAAUACUUUAACGCAUGAGUUAAAGCCACUCUGGAGAGUAAAGUUGCCUAAUACUUCUUCUGCAAGCUUAUCUAGAUCAAAGAGCGAAACAGUCCACCUCUCUCCCAGACAGAAUAUGUCUGAAGAGGAAAAAUAUACUCCUACUGACUCGGACACUGACCUUUCUGAAUAUGACAAUGAGAUGUACUCAAUGUUUUUCUCCAACACUAGUAUGGAGGCAAAGAGUAACAAGACUGCAAGCCAAAAACAAGAUGAAGAGAAGGCAGACAUAAAGUCCUCUCAGCAGAGGCUUGAGGUGAUGGGGCAGAGAGCUGCAGCUCGGCGAGUAAUGGGCAAGAUUGAGGAGGUGGAAGGAAUAAUACGCCGGGUGAGUCUCACCAGUUUGGACUGGAUCAAGGAAUGUCAUAAAGGAGAAGAAGAACCUCACUUUCUCUCAGAUGGAUGGAAGACAGAGGUGUCACUGCAGAAAAGUCGCAGAGCUGAUAUCAGUACUCAGUCCCCACUGGAGGACCAGAACAGGGAGUCCAGUGGGGACAAGCCUCUGUUUGUUGAGGAGCUUUGUGCUCUGGGUGAUGCUCUGAGACGGAGUCUGCAGCAGGCCCUGAGGAUGGAGGGAUCAAAAGCAGAGAGUGAAGGCUUUAAAGAGCCCGAGGAGACUUUUUGUGAGCAGAGCCACACAACAGAAGGGUCUCUGAAUCCACAAUCACCUCUUUACCUCAUCAACUCUGGUGUGCCAAACAAUGCCUCAUCACAUCCUCUUUUAGCAGGUGGAAAAAUCUCUCCUACGCCCUCUCUGUCUGAAAACCUGGAGGUUUCUCCAAUUAAAUCAAGCAGCUUAGAAAGACUGUCCCCCAUGCUACCACCUAUGCUCAUAUCCAGACUGAGCACAGAUGAUCAGCAAGCGGAAACAUCACACAGAGUUUGGACUGAACCACUUGAAGACACCGUAAUUAUUUGUGGGGCUCGAGACGGUGAACGUGCCAGAGAAAGUGAUCACAGGGACACUCAGGAGCAGUUUACAGAGAAGGAUUAUCUGCUCUCUUCAGAUGAAGCUCUGCAGAGGCAGGAGGAGAUCUGGCAGCAGGAGAUCGAGGAGUCUCUCUCUAUCUGCAGGUCACUUUCCGAUCCAUCCAGACCCAAACACAUUGAUUUCCUGCGCAUCACUGCCCCCGAUGAUGACAUCACUGACACACCCACACCCACACCUGUGCCCCAGGAUUUGAGGUCAGAGACAUCGAGCCCAGGUGAAGGAGAGGAACGAACUCCUGGUCGCCUACAAGCUGUGUGGCCACCUCUUAAGGAAGAAAAAGUUGGGCUGAAGUACACAGAAGCAGAGCACCAGGCUGCUCUCCUGCAGCUGAAGAGAGAAUGCAAAGAGGAGCUGGAGAAGUUAAAGGAGGACUAUGAUCAGGAACUCUUCAGACUGAGGUUGGACAAGGAUGAAAAUGUUGCACGUCUGGAGUUCAGUCUUGCUGAGCUGCAGAACAAACUCUCCCAGGUUGGGACCCACUGUAAAGGGGAACUUAAAGAUAUGGCUGUGUCUACAGCAGAUGACUUUUUGCACAAAUCAUUUCGCACCGUCUGCAUUCAAACCGACCGGGAGACAUUUGUCAAAACUGCUCAGGAUGAAGAAGGUUCCGGGAGAACCUGUACAUGCUCUCAGCAGCAGAAGGUGGCCCCCAAAAAGUUGGACCUUGCUUCCAUCAGCUUCGCCGGCAAGAUCGAAGGCACACUGUCCUCCUCCUCUUCACUUGUAACUCCUUGUAGCUCAAAACAACCACCAGCUCCUUCUCAGACAGCAUCACCAGCUAAAUCAGAUGUUUUUCCUUCUCCUCCUCCUCCUCCACCUCCACUACCUCCACCAUGUUCGUCUCCACCUAUUAACUACAUGCAGCCAUCAAAUGACCCGCCACUACCCCCACCUCCACCUCCUCCACCCACACCAGGGUUAUCGCUCCCUCCACCUCCUCCAGCAUUGGGUCUUGGAGUUGAUAAACCUCCCAGGAAACCGGCAGUGGAGCCUUCCCGACCCAUGAGGCCUCUUUACUGGAACAGAAUCCAGAUCCAGGACAACGAUAACAACACAUUAUGGAAUAUUCUGGAAGAGCCAAACUUAAUUGAUGCCAGUGAGUUUGAAGAUCUCUUUGCUAAAACCACCACACAGACAAAGAGGAAACCGCUGUCAGAGACUUAUGAGAAAAAAGCAAAGCCUAAGAAGAUCAUUAAACUGUUGGAUGGUAAACGCUCUCAGGCUGUGGGCAUCCUCAUAUCAAGCCUCCACCUUGAGAUGAAAGAUAUUCAGCAAGCUGUACUGACAGUGGAUCACUCUGUGGUGGACCUGGAGACCAUUGAAGCGCUGUAUGAAAAUAGAGCACUGCCGGAGGAGCUGGAGAGGAUCAGGAAACACUACGAGACGUCAGAAGAAGAGGAUGUUAAGCUGCUGGACAAACCUGAGCAGUUCCUGUAUGAACUAUCUCAGAUUCCAGACUUCGCAGGCAGAGCUCGCUGUGUCAUCUUCCAGUCAGCCUUCAUCGAUGGGAUCGCCUCAAUUCAACGCAAGCUCAACACUGUCUUCCAUGUCUGUAAGGCUCUGCUGGAGAGCGACAGUGUCAGCAAGGUGAUGGGACUGGUGUUGGCUCUUGGGAACCACAUGAAUGGAGGAAGCAGGAUUAGAGGCCAAGCUGACGGCUUUGGCCUGGAAAUCCUUCCAAAACUCAAAGAUGUAAAGAGCAGGGACAAUCGCAUCAGCCUGGUGGAUUACGUGGUGUCAUAUUACUUGCACAAUGUGGACAAGAAUGCAGGCACAGAGAAGAGUAUGUUCCCUCUUCCUGAACCGCAGGACAUCUUCCUGGCAGCGCAGGUCAAGUUUGUUGACCUCGACAGAGAUCUGAGACAUCUUGGACGAGAUCUGACAAGGUGCGAGAAAGACGUACAGAAGGUUUGCUCUGACUCUCCUGAAGAAUACCUGCAGCCAUUUAAAGACAAGAUGGAGGCUUUUGUGCUCAGUGCACGAAAAGAGCACGCUGAAGCUUCUUAUCAGAUGAUGACUGUACGAAAAAGUUUCGAGGACUUGAUCCUGUACUUUGGGGUAAUGCCUAAGACGGGGGAGACGGAGGUGACAGCUGGCUAUUUCUUCAUGCUCUGGUUUGAGUUUUCUGCCGACUUCAAGAUCAGGUGGAAAAGGGAGAACAAGAAUAUCUCUAAAGAGAGGUUAAAAGAGGCUCAGCAGUCAGUGAAGAGGAUUACCGGAGAGAAGAAGGUGGAGACGAGAAAGACCAACCCCAGCAGCCUGAAAGAGCGACUGCGUCAGAAAGAAGCCAGCAUAUCUUCAACUUAAAGAAACCAAAAAAAAUUGUUCAUAUCCAAAUCAUUCUAACCACCGGAUUAUGUCCUCACAAAGCUGGAUCCAACAGGAUGUGAGCAAGGGUACCAAACAUGCAUGGUCCUUGAAAAAUGUAGUUUAUUUAUUUACUUGUAUUUACUUGUAUUUGUUAAGUGGAAGAUUUAUAUUAUAACCAUAUUAUAACUUGUCGUCUAACAUAUAUUUAAGUUUUAAAUAUUAAAAAAAAUCUUCUGUGCAAUAUUUAGACAUAAGUAACAGCUUCAACUGUGUAUAGACAGAUACAUUUUUGCAUCAAAUCUAAACUGUAAAAUCAAAUCUUUUACAAUAUUUUUCCACAAAUAAAAUCAU